Clonostachys rhizophaga is the source of this 1035-nucleotide messenger RNA. The record is from the annotation of a GenBank genome assembly. Lineage: Eukaryota; Fungi; Ascomycota; Sordariomycetes; Hypocreales; Bionectriaceae.
AUGCCUGCUGCAAAGAAAAAGGUCAUUGCCGUCGUUGGCGGUACUGGAAACAUUGGUCGAGCAGUCGUCGCUGCUCUGCACGAAAGUCAACUCUUCCAUGUCCGAGUCACCACUCGUGAUCCUACCAAGAGAAAGGCCAAAGAGUUCGCCGACAGCGGUAUUGAAGUCGUCAAAGCUGAUUCCUGGAAUCCCGAGGAAAUCGAUGCCGCCUUCAAGGGCUGCUGGGGCGUCUGGGUAAACACCAACUCAGACGACAUCAACUUCAAGAACGAGGUCGGGCCUCCUGAGUCAGAGAUGGGGCAAAUCAUCAUUGAUGCUGCCAUCCGCCAACGAGUCGACCACUUCGUCUUCCAGAACCUGCCUGCCGCCUCCAAGAUCACCAACGGCGAGGUCCCCAUCCUGUCCUUUGACAACAAGGAGGCCAUCUCCGACUAUGCCAAGACGGCUGGCUUCAAGACCACGACGAACGUGAAUCUGGGUUGGGUCCUGGAGGUCUUCUGGCUUGACACGUAUGUGGACGCAUUUGGUGGAUUGGCACAGAGGCCAGACGAGGAGGGCUUCCUGUCGCUCAAGGUCCCGCCGAUGGGCAACGAUCCUGAGGUGGUCCCAUGGACCGCCGUGGAGCACGAUUACGGCGACGCUGUCCUCGGUGUAUUCGUUGACCCUGAGCCUUGGGAUGGCAAGACAGUUUGGGCUGUAUCAGACCCUCGCAGCUUCCAGGACCUCGUCGAUGGAUACAACAAGGCGAGCGGCACUAAGCGUGCCCGUCGCGUCAUCCCCGAGGGAGCUCUCAAGACCAAGACCCAGGGAAAGACCAAGGAGGUCAACGGGCUCUUUGGCUACUGUCACUGGGUCAAGGGUAACUACUGUGGUAACAAGCCACUUGAUUUGGCCGAUAUGAAGACUCUGAAGGCUAUUGGAGCCAAGGCUCGUGGUCGCACUGGCAAGGACGCCGAGUUACAGACGGUGGAGGAGUUUUGGGCCAUGACUUUGCCCAGGCAUCAGGAAGAAGCGCCAUCAGACGCAAAACUGUAG